AUGGAUAUGUCUGCCCCUCUUCUCAGCAACUAUGGUGUUGGUGUUCAGUACCACUGGAGUUAUCCCAGUUCGGACUCUGAGUUUUAUAACGUCUCCUCUCCAGAGACCUGCAUCCUCUCCCCUUCUGCCUACGUGGACUUCUCAUCCUCCUGCCUGCCUCGGGGGACCGCCACAGAACCUCACAGGUCCACACACUCUGGAGGAGCCAAGGCGUCCGCUUCCCCAUCCUCCAGCGACGAGGGAGGACCCUCCGGAGGGAGGAUUAGAAAGAACCGCUCCAAGAACCCCAGCAAGCAGAGACAGAGUGCCAGCGAGAAGGAGAAGCUGAGGAUGAGAGACCUGACCAAAGCCCUCAACCACCUCAGGACCUACCUGCCCCCCUCUGUGGCUCCGGCUGGACAGACUCUGACCAAGAUCGAGACCCUGCGCCUCACCAUCAGGUACAUCUCCCACCUGUCGGCCCAGCUAGAGCUCAGCGAGGAGGCUGUGUGUCAGAGGAAGGAGCUGAACCUCACCGUGUCAGGACACCACGUAUCGCCUCAACAAGAUUCUGUGGGCCUGUGCCAGUUCAACACCUCCUCCUCAGGGUACUGCUGGGCAACGCCCACGUACCCGCUCCACAACACUGGGAUGGAGAGGCACCCACUCAGCAGUGAGAUGGACACGUGUGCUUACGACAACAGCUUCAACUCCAGUUUGGAUUCGCUGUUGGAAUCGCCAGAGUAUGCAGAGGCUUCACAGUCAUGUCAGAUAUACAGAAAAGAUGUCCACUAUCAGAACAUUCCUCAAGACUUCUGGAUGUAA
Oncorhynchus gorbuscha (pink salmon) is the source of this 804-nucleotide messenger RNA. Its product is annotated as mesogenin-1-like. The transcript is spliced from 3 exons. Gene Ontology annotation, molecular function: DNA-binding transcription factor activity, RNA polymerase II-specific; RNA polymerase II cis-regulatory region sequence-specific DNA binding; protein dimerization activity. Gene Ontology annotation, biological process: regulation of transcription by RNA polymerase II; mesoderm formation; somite rostral/caudal axis specification. The coding region runs from base 1 to 804 and encodes 267 amino acids. NCBI's taxonomy places the organism in Eukaryota, Metazoa, Chordata, Actinopteri, Salmoniformes, Salmonidae. The record is from RefSeq and is a predicted model, not a curated record. Gene Ontology annotation, cellular component: nucleus.